UGACAGGUCCAUGUAGAAGAGGGCACCGCUCUGCAACCGCUUACUCCAUUUGCCCAAAGGGCUCUCCCUUGACUGUUGAUAGUCCAUAUCCUAAUCCUAUAACACCUGGACAAGGUUUACAACCUCCUAGUAUGUCAACCCCCAUGUUUCCUUCUGGGAAUUCCAUGUCUCAGCCUGGUAUGCCCAUUAGUGGUAUGAUGGGUCCAGAGAUAGUAUUUUCUGGAAGGCACGAUGGCAUCUGCGUAUACUUUGCCCAGAUUAUAGGAAAUAUUUGGGAUGGCAGCAUAGCUGUGGAAAGAGUUUUCAAAAGUGGCAAUCAAGAAGUUGUUGCAGUAGAAAGCAGUGUUCCAUCCCAUGUGCUGGAAUGUAUACUACAAGAGCUAAAAGGUUUACAAGAAUUUCUGGAUAGAAAUUCACAGUUUGCUACAGUAGGAGCCCUUGGAAACCUAAGUUUCAGCACACCAGCUAAUCUGCAGCAGAGGCUUUUGGGUUUCAUGCAACCUGAUGGUGGAAGUUCUCAGCAAGUGCAACAAGAGCUACAGAGGAAAUUUCAUGCUGAGGCACAACUAACUGAGAAGAUGUCGCUCCAAGUCAUCCAGCAGCUUGUUUGCAAGAUGUGCCAGGCUUUAGCUUUGUGGAAACUGCUGUGUGAGCACCAGUUCAAUGUUGUUUUAGGUGAGCUUCAAAAGGAAUUUCGAGAACACCUAAAGAUCACUGCUUUCAAAGACUUAGUGAUUAGAGACCUAGAGUUGACUGGAGUACUCAUUGGUUCCCUUAUAAACUGUUAUAUCAGAGAUAAUGCUGCUGUGGAUGGCAUCAGUGCCCAUUUGCAAGAUUGUCCUCUUCUCUAUAGCACUGAUGAUGCUGUCUGUUCCAAGGUAAUGGCACUUGCAGACUUUACAGUGACAAAACACAUGCAUUUCUAUGAGGGAAUAGUGGAACUCUCUCUUACUGCAGCUGAAAAAAAAGAUCCCCAAGGUCUUGGCCUAUAUUUCUACAAAAAUGGAGAACCAGAAGAGGAUGUUGUUGGACUCCAAGCUUUUCAAGAGAGACUAAACAGCUACAAGUGUAUCACUGACACCCUCCAGGAGUUAGUGAAUCAGAGUAAAGCUGCUCCUCAGUCUCCCAGUGUGCCCAAAAAGCCAGGUCCUCCAGUGCUAUCUUCUGACCCCAACAUGUUAAGCAAUGAAGAAGCAGGACACUAUUUUGAACCAAUGCUAAAGCUGACUCAACACUCAACAGAUGAACUGUUCAGUAUUGCAGUUUACAACUGGCUGAUACAAGUUGAUUUGGCUGACAAGCUCCUACAGGUGACUGCUCCCUUUUUGGAACUCUACCUUGUGCAGAUGACUAAGAUUGACCAAAAUGAAGUCCAUUAUAUGGAUUUACUGUGGAGAUACUUUGAAAAGAACAGAAAUUUUAGUAAUGCAGCCAGAGUCUUGGCUAAAUUGGCUGACCUGCAUAGAAAUUCUCUUCAGCAGCGUCUUGAAUACAUCUCACGUGCCAUUUUGAGUGCCAAGAGCUCCACUGCUAUAUUCUCUAUAGCUGCAGAUGGUGAAUUCCUACAUGAACUAGAAGAGAAAAUGGAAGUUGCAAGGAUCCAGCUUCAAAUACAAGAAACACUACAGCAUCAGUAUUCCCACCAUUCUUCAGUGCAAGAUGCAAUUUCCCAGCUUGAUGCAGAGCUGAUGGAUAUAACCAAGCUUUCUGGAGAAUUUGCUGAUCCUUUUAAGCUCUCGGAGUGUAAGCAUUGUGCAGGACAUUCUGAUCCUAUCUUGGUGCAAGCUCUCUGGCAAGGAAUCAUUAAAAAAGAAUUGAGUGACAGCGUGUCCCUGAGCCCUGCUGACAGAAUGCAAGCACUUAGUCUAAAAAUGGUGUUGCUUGGAAAGAUAUAUGCUGGCACACCUCACUAUUUUCCUCUAGACUUUAUAGUGCAGUUUCUGGAGCAGCAAGUUUGCAUUUUGAACUGGGAUGUAGGAUUUGUGACAUAUACCAUGCAGGUAAUUGGAGUGUCAUUGCCAAGACUGCUUGAAGUCUACGACCAGUUGUUUAAAGCACGGGUAAGGAAAAUAGCUACAAAGUGGAGGGAUGUGGACAUCUAUGAUGAUGAAAGGGAGAGUUUCUCACCCACGGAUAAUAAAUUUGCUACAUGCUCUGACGACAGCACUGUUAGAAUCUGGGACUUUCUACGUUGCCAUGAGGAGAGAAUUCUUCGAGGACAUGGAGCAGAUGUGAAGUGCGUUGACUGGCAUCCAACGAAGGGAUUGGUUGUCUCGGGAAGUAAAGAUAGCCAACAGCCCAUAAAGUUCUGGGAUCCAAAGACUGGCCAGAGCCUUGCCACACUACAUACCCAUAAAAACACAGUGAUGGAGGUAAAAUUGAACCUGAAUGGAAACUGGCUUCUGACAGCUUCUCGUGACCACCUCUGCAAGCUCUUCGACAUUCGGAAUUUGAAAGAAGAACUUCAAGUCUUCAGGGGUCAUAAGAAAGAGGCCACAGCUGUUGCCUGGCAUCCUGUUCAUGAAGGGCUGUUCGCCAGCGGAGGCUCUGACGGCUCUUUGCUGUUCUGGCACGUUGGGGUUGAGAAGGAGGUUGGUGGAAUGGAAAUGGCUCACGAGGGAAUGAUCUGGAGUCUGGCAUGGCAUCCCUUUGGACACAUUCUCUGUUCAGGCUCAAAUGAUCACACCAGCAAAUUUUGGACUCGAAUGUUGCUUGAUAUUUAA
Tinamus guttatus (white-throated tinamou) is the source of this 2723-nucleotide messenger RNA. NCBI's taxonomy places the organism in Eukaryota, Metazoa, Chordata, Aves, Tinamiformes, Tinamidae. The record is from RefSeq and is a predicted model, not a curated record.